AGCCAAGGAAAAUAAAUAAAUAAAUAAAUAAAUAAAGGAGGAUUGAUUCUUGUUUUCCUCCAGGGCGGCCAUCCUUAGUUCAAACAUUUAACUCUGUUGUUGUCUUAAUUUACGGUUUCUACCAAGCCAUUCUUUUCUUCUCUCUUUCUUUCUCGGUUUCGUACAGCAGCGAAGGUAUCAGGAAGUACCCAGUAAGUAAGUUAUUAGUCCGAUUCAUCCCAACUUGCCGACUCCACUGAUUUUCAUCUAAUAUCCACGCGUCCCCUUCGUGUUCAUCUUCUUCUUCCCCUUCCCCUUCCCCUUCACAGAUCUCAGAUCCACCCUCCUUCUCUUCCUUAAUCUCUUUCCACCCAUGGCCGAUCUGUUCCCCCCCUUUCAUUUCUUCCCCCCCCUCUCUUCUGCUUUCCAUUUCCGCCGUCUCAUCACGUAGAUUCACUCCCAAUUCUCUUCCCCUUUCUCUUCCCCUUUCUUUUCCCCUCACUUUCUUCUUCCUAUGGAUUAAGUUUCCCCUUCUUCCUUCUCUAACUUCAUAAUUCUCCCUUUAUUUCUCUUUCGACUUCCACCCCCUCCUUUCCUUCCUCUUCAUGGACGACGUCGGCGCCCAAGUUGCUCCUCCUAUUUUCAUCCGCCAAACCUUGACCAGUCGCUACACUGAUGUGCCUUCCAUCCCCAAGAAGCGUGCUUUAUCAUAUCAGCUCCCCAACUUCCAUCAUCACUUGCAACCUCAGGGUCAACUCCAUGCUCAUACUUGGAACCCUAAGGCUUGGGAUUGGGAUAGCGCUAGAUUCCUCACCAAACCCUCCAAACCUCCGCUUCUCCACUCCGAUACUCCCUCAUCCGACCUAAAGACCACCCACGAUUUCGCUGCUGCUACUCCCUCCACGUUGCACAACACAGUGGAGGCUCUGGAGAACCAGGAUGAGAGUCUUCGCCUUAAUCUUGGUGGUGGUUUGAAUUUGAAUUACGUUGAGGAGCCCAUGUCCAAACCCCCUAAAAAGGUCCGCCCUGCUUCUCCCGGCGCUGCUACCACCUACCCUAUGUGCCAGGUUGAUAAUUGUAAGGAAGAUCUAUCGAAUGCCAAAGACUAUCACCGCAGGCAUAAAGUUUGCGAGCUCCAUAGCAAAUCCUCCAAAGCCCUAGUUGCUAGACAGAUGCAGCGGUUCUGCCAGCAGUGUAGCAGGUUUCAUCCUCUUUCGGAAUUUGAUGAUGGGAAGAGGAGUUGUAGGAGGAGACUUGCAGGGCACAACUGGCGUAGAAGGAAGACGCAGCCCGAGGAUGUAUCCUCAAGGCCGACCCGGCCAGGAAGUAGAGGACCCCAAAGCAGUGGGAAUUUGGACAUCGUCAGUCUAUUGACUGCCCUAGCCAAGGCUCAAGGAAAAAACGAAGACCAGACUGUGAAGAGCUUGUUGUCAGCAAAUAGUGACCAUCUCAUUCAGAUCCUCAAUAAGAUCAACUCGCUUCCGUUACCAGCAGACCUUGCAGCAAAGUUGCCCAAUUUAGAGAGUUUUAGGGGGAAGGCUCCUCCACAGGGUUCGUUGCAGCACCAAAACAUAUUAAAUGGAAAUUCAUCUUCUCCUUCGACCAUGGACUUGCUUACUGUACUUUCAGCUACUUUAGCAGCAUCGGCUCCAGAUGCUCUUGCAGUGCUGUCUCUGAAGAGCAGUCUCAGCAGUGAUAGUGAAAAAACACGGUCAUCGUGCCCAUCUGGCUCUGAUCUCCACAAUAGGCCUCUGGAACUUCCUUCAGUUGCAGGAGAAAGAAGCAGUACCAGUUAUCAGUCUCCCAUGGAAGAUUCGGAUGGACAAGUUCAAGGAACUCGAGUUGGUUUGGCACUCCAGCUGUUUAGCUCUUCACCUGAACAUGAUACCCCACCGAACAUGGCGGCUUCUAGGAAGUACUUUUCUUCUGAUAGCAGUAAUCCUAUUGAAGAGAGGUCUCCGUCAUCUUCACCUCCUCUCCUGCAGAAGUUGUUUCCCAUGCAAAGCAGAGAAGAAGCGAACAGUAAUGGGAAAUUACCAAUCAGAAAAGAAGUUAGUGGUGUUGAGGUUCGAAAGCCUCCUAGUAGCAAUAUUCCCUUUGAACUCUUCAGAGAGUUAGAUGGAGCUGGACCAAAUUCAUUUCGACCUGUUCCAUAUCAGGCUGGAUACACUUCUUCAGGGUCUGAUCAUUCACCUUCUAGUUUAAAUUCUGAUGCCCAGGACCGAACUGGAAGGAUAAGUUUUAAACUCUUUGACAAGGAUCCCAGUCAAUUUCCAGGGGCAUUGCGGACACAAAUAUACAAUUGGCUGUCUAAUUGUCCGUCUGAAAUGGAAAGCUACAUCCGGCCUGGUUGUGUGGUUCUGUCGAUUUAUCUGUCUAUGACACCCAUUGCAUGGGAACAGCUUGAAGAAAAUUUGGUUCUGCAUCUUAAAUCUUUGAUUCAUAGCGAAGAGAUUGAUUUUUGGAGAAGUGGAAGAUUUCUAGUUUACACUGGGAGGCAACUGGCGUCACACAAGGAUGGGAAGAUUCGUCUGAACAAAUCCUCAAAAGCAUGGAGUAAUCCAGAAUUAAUCUCGGUGUCACCUUUAGCAGUUGUGGGUGGACAAAAGACCUCUUUUUUAUUGAGGGGAAGGAAUUUGAAAAAUCCUGGCACCAGGAUUCAUUGCACAUCUAUGGGUGGCUACAUAUCCGAAGAAGUGAUGGGAUUCUGUAGGCAGGGAAUAUACGACGAGAUACACUCCAGAAGUUUCAAGGUUGAGGAUGCAUCACCUACUGCCCUUGGUCGUUGUUUCAUUGAGGUGGAAAAUGGUUUUCGAGGAAAUAGUUUCCCUGUUAUCAUAGCUGAUGCUGCCAUCUGUAAGGAAUUGCGGCAUCUUGAAUCGGAGAUUGAUGGGUUUAGAGUACCUGAAAUUAGUUCAGAAAGUCAUUCAUACGUUACUUCACAGCCAAGGCUGAAGGAUGAAAUUUUGCUAUUCUUGAAUGAACUCGGAUGGCUAUUCCAAAGGGAAAGAUCGUCUUCUGGCUUAGAUAAUCCAGAUUUUUUAAUAAGGCGGUUUAAAUUUGUACUCACGUUCUCAGCAGAGAGGGACUUCUGUGCGUUGGUUAAAACACUUCUUGACAUUUUGGUAAAAAAGUGCUUGAUCACACAUGGACUAUCAACGAAAUCUUUGGAGAUGAUAUCCGAGAUUCAGCUCUUGAAUCGAUCAGUUAAAAGGAGGUGCAGGCGAAUGGUUGACCUACUCGUUCAUUAUCACGUAUCUGGCUUUGGUGAUGCUGAGAAAAAGUACCUCUUUCCACCAAAUUAUAUUGGUCCUGGUGGCAUUACGCCUCUGCAUUUGGCAGCUUCAAUGACAGAUGCAGAUGAUAUGGUUGAUGCACUGACAAAUGACCCGCUAGAGAUUGGGUUGGAGUGCUGGAGUUCCCAACUUGAUGCAAACGGACAGUCGCCACGGGCUUAUGCUUUAAUGAGGGGCAAUCAUUCUUGUAAUGAGCUGGUGGAGCGAAAACUUGGUGACAGAAAGAAUGGUCAAGUUUCGUUAAGAAUUGGGAAUGAGAUAGAGCAACUAGAGGUGUCAAGUGGAGAGAGGGGCAGGGCGCAAGUCCGAUCCUGCUCCAGGUGUGCUAUUGUUGCAGCAAAGUGCAACAGGAGGGUUCCUGGGAGUGGGACACACAGGUUACUUCAUCGGCCCUACAUUCAUUCAAUGCUUGCUAUUGCUGCAGUGUGCGUUUGCGUGUGCCUAUUUUUGCGAGGUUCCCCGGACAUUGGUUUAGUUGCACCCUUCAAAUGGGAGAACUUGGACUAUGGGACAAUAUAGUUUGAGUGGACUUGGAGAAGGAUGGAGUGAGGAUAAUGAAUAGAAAAAAUGGGGAAGCAAACAGGAAGGGGCCAAAGAAGGGACACGGGUUGAUAAGAUGAGACAAUCUAUUGCCGGUAAAAAUAAAGACGAGAAAAGGGUAAGUUGUUGAGGUAGCAAAUGAAGAAUGCUCUGACGUUAUAAAUAAAGCUGUGAAGUAGAGACAAAUGGAUUGGUUAGAAGGGGAUUGUAUUGUAUUGUAUUCUUUUGCAGCUGUGGACAAAGGCAAAGGUUUGAGGUUUUGAAAUGUAGCGUAGCCUGCGUAUAACAGAAGGCGCCACCAUAAGGUGCAGGACGACAAUGAUGAAUGAUUUUGAAGAAGAAAGGUAUGAUUUUAUCCGGUGGAGCUUGGUUUAGCCUUGGCCUUGGCCUUCCCCUCACCCCCAUCCAUUCCGUCUUCCUUCCCUUCUUUUUCUUUUAUUCAAUUGUUAUUUCUUAGUAGCAUGCCAUAAGGUAAGCAGUAAUUAGCAAGUAUGAAUAUAAUUUGAUAUAUAAAUAUUGCAGUUUGUCUCAAACAACACAAUGUAAAGUUGAUCCAAUCACAUUUAUACUUCUACAAGACUUCUGGUCAAAGACAAGGCCCAGUGCAGGUCACUGUUCUGUACCCAUCGCCUUCCAUUCCUACAAUAACACGUUUUGUUAUCAUCAUUCAUUGAUUUCCUUUUCAAUUUACAUAUUGCAACUGUCUGUUCA
Molecule: messenger RNA, 4526 nt
Organism: Cucurbita maxima (winter squash)
Lineage: Eukaryota; Viridiplantae; Streptophyta; Magnoliopsida; Cucurbitales; Cucurbitaceae
Product: squamosa promoter-binding-like protein 14
Exons: 10
Coding region: 585-3794 (1069 amino acids)
Cellular component (GO): nucleus
Molecular function (GO): DNA binding
Source: RefSeq, a predicted model, not a curated record